This is a messenger RNA of Cyclocybe aegerita, 648 nucleotides long. The record is from the annotation of a GenBank genome assembly. NCBI's taxonomy places the organism in Eukaryota, Fungi, Basidiomycota, Agaricomycetes, Agaricales, Hemipholiotaceae.
AUGCCUCUUUUUGGAUCCAAACACAAGCACGAUCAAGAUGUCACGCGCACCGUCGUGGACGACACCAGUGGAGGACGCCACCACAACACCGUAGGCGCCAACCCUGCGACCCAUACGACUACAGGCGUAAACCAGGCUUAUCCCGAACAAGGAUAUGGCGGGCAAACCGACUUCUCAGGGCAACCCGGCUACGGGCAAAGCACUCACGCUCAAGGCCAACCCGGUUUGAUGGGCAGCAACGCUCCUGGCCAGCACGGAUAUGUCGCCGACGAUCGUUACAGCACAGGUGCCCAUACAGGUGCCCAUACAGGUACCAACACGGGCACUCACGGAAGCGCCAUCCCUCCUUCUGGCGAAGUACAUCAUGGCAAGAGCUCGACGGGCGGUGCAGGACAGCGCCUCACGGGCAAGGUCGAGUCUGCCGUCGGCACUCUCGUUGGGAGCAACGCACUCAAGCAGAAGGGGCUCCAGAAGGAGCAGGAAGCCAACGCGGUGAAGCUACAGGGACGCGAGCUCUCAGAGGCCGAGCGCUUGGAGCGUGAGGCUUUGAUGAGGCGCGAGCGCGCUGUCGCACACGGAGCGCAUCCUGCCAAUGCCACCCUCGGGGCUGGAACCAAUCAAGGUGUUACCGGAGGCGGGUACACUUAA